GGGCGGGGACGCGGCCCCGAGGACGGAAGUGAGAAAGUUGCCGGCGUCCCGGGGAGAGUUGGCCGAGCUGUGCGCGCACCGCAGCGAUGGGAGGUUCGGGCAGUCGCCUGUCUAAGGAGCUGCUGGCCGAGUACCAGGACCUGACGUUCCUGACCAAGCAGGAGAUCCUCCUAGCCCACAGACGCUUCUGCGAGUUGCUUCCCCCAGAACACCGGAGUGUGGAGGAGUCACUGCACACCCGAGUAUCAUCUGAGCAGAUCCUCAGCCUUCCAGAGCUCAAGGCCAACCCCUUCAAGGAGCGAAUCUGCAUGGUCUUCUCCACGUCACCUACCAGAGACAGCCUGAGCUUUGAGGACUUCCUGGACCUCCUGAGUGUCUUCAGUGACACAGCAACCCCAGACAUCAAGUCACACUAUGCCUUCCGCAUCUUUGACUUUGAUGAUGAUGGAACCCUGGACAGAGAAGACCUGAGCCGGCUUGUGAACUGCCUCACGGGAGAGGGCGAGGACACUCGGCUCAGUGCUUCUGAGAUGAAGCAGCUCAUUGACAAUAUCCUAGAAGAGUCAGACAUCGACAGGGAUGGGACCAUCAAUCUCUCCGAGUUCCAGCACGUCAUCUCUCGCUCACCAGACUUUGCCAGCUCCUUUAAGAUUGUCCUGUGAUGGCUUCUGAGUGCCAACAUCCUGUCCGAGACCUUUCCACUGCUGAGGUGUGGUGAAGGUUAUGCCUGCAGUGUCAGGGCCAGUGCCGGCCCCUCCUGGAGAGGGCGCUGCAGAGUCUGGCCCUCUGGCAAGGGAGGACCCUCCCCCUUGUCACUACUGUUAUCAUCACUGUGUUUACUAAUUGGUAAUAAAGGUUUAGAAAUGUUUGA
Messenger RNA from Apodemus sylvaticus (European woodmouse), 871 nucleotides. RefSeq names its product calcium and integrin binding 1 (gene Cib1). Gene Ontology annotation, molecular function: calcium ion binding. Bases 87 to 662 code for a protein of 191 amino acids. The record is from RefSeq and is a predicted model, not a curated record. The transcript is spliced from 7 exons. Lineage: Eukaryota; Metazoa; Chordata; Mammalia; Rodentia; Muridae.